AUGGUCUCCACCCGACACCAUCCUCGCGAUUUCCCGCCGCCUGCGACCGCAAAGUCGUCCUCUCCUCCCACCCCGUCAUCCACCACCACCACCAGCAGCGCUAAAGCGAGUGGAAACGGGUGGGUGCAUACCCCGUCGACAGCUGUCACUCUAUGGCUAGUUUUGUCCAUCCCGUUUGUCGCAUGGGACUCGGCCUAUGUGCUCCUGCGCCCACAUAGCAUGCCGGGGAACAAACUUCAUUCUCCCAUUUGGACGCCGUACGCGUUGUACGGGACGAUCGACUACAUCUACGGCUGGCCAGCAUUCAACGCGCGCAACGGUUUCACUGCUGCGCAGACCAUCCUGAACGUCGUCGAAUCGGCUGCCUACAUCUACUAUCUGUGGAUUGUGUAUACCUACGGGACUUCGACAUCGGGUGGUCGCGGAAGCAAGGCGAAAAAGGACGUCAAGUGGCUGUUGACCGCUGAUAAAGUGGUUCCUGGGCGUCUCGGAGCGACUGCACUUCUGGUUGCGUACAGCGCCUCCCUGAUGACGUUGAGUAAGACCGUUCUGUAUUGGUUGAAUGAGUUCUUCUCUGGUUUUGCGAACAUCGGUCACAAUGACGCACUGACCUUGGUGUUCCUCUGGAUCGUCCCUAAUGGUUUGUGGAUUGUUUUCCCCGGUUACAACAUCUACGUACUGGGCGCGGAGAUUGUGGCCUCUCUUGAUAAUGGUACGAUCCGUCGGCGCGCUGGACGGCCCAAGUCAUCGUAA
Aspergillus terreus NIH2624 is the source of this 753-nucleotide messenger RNA. RefSeq lists its product as uncharacterized. Lineage: Eukaryota; Fungi; Ascomycota; Eurotiomycetes; Eurotiales; Aspergillaceae. The transcript is spliced from 3 exons. The record is from RefSeq and is a predicted model, not a curated record. Bases 1 to 753 code for a protein of 250 amino acids.